Messenger RNA from Tripterygium wilfordii, 1689 nucleotides. RefSeq lists its product as uncharacterized. NCBI's taxonomy places the organism in Eukaryota, Viridiplantae, Streptophyta, Magnoliopsida, Celastrales, Celastraceae. The record is from RefSeq and is a predicted model, not a curated record. The coding region runs from base 1 to 1689 and encodes 562 amino acids. The transcript has a single exon.
AUGGGGGUUUAUUCUCAAUCAUUGAGGAAACUGUGGAAGGAGUGGAACGUUCGAACACUUGUUUUAGUAAGCCUUACAUUUCAAGUAGUUCUUAUAUGUUUUGGCAGUCGUAGAAAGUAUAAUCGUAAGCGAUGGAUCAGAAUUGUGGUUUGGAGUGCAUACUUAGCAGCAGACUCUAUGGCCACUCUUGCUUUGGGUGCAAUCUCAAGCGAACUGCUAGAAAUUUAUGACAAUUCUGGCAAAGUGAAUCCAGAUGUUGAGCUAAAUGCAUUCUGGGCACCAUUUCUGUUGCUGCACUUGGGUGGCCCUGAUACCAUUACUGCCUAUGCUUUGGAAGACAAUGAGUUGUGGUUGAGGCACCUUCUUGGACUAUUUUUCCAUACAGGAGUCGCAGUUUAUGUCUGCCUCCUAGCAUGGACAAGGUCUCGUCUUUCACUUCUAGUCAUUCUGAUGAUUUUGGUUGGACUUUUUAAGUAUGGGGAAAGAACAUGGGUACUUUGGCGUGCCAGUAGCGAGCAGCUGGAGAAAUUCCCCUCAAUCAAAGAAGAAAACAAACUGGUUCAUGAUGAAAAUAUUUCUCAUGCUGAGGAGGCUAGCGUUUCUCAAGAAAGUAUAAUAAGUGUGGCUUACCGGUUGAUUGGCCUUUACAUGCCUAACAUAGUACGCGCACAACAUGGUACAAACCUGUAUGGAGAUGUAUUGGACUUCAUACGAGAAGCACCAGCUAAAAUCAUUAGCAAACUAAUUGAAGUAGAAGUUGGGUUCAUGUACGAUUUGCUUUACACCAAGGCAAGAGUGGUGUAUACUCCAUGCAGCUUAGCCUUGCGGGUAAUCAGUUUCUUUGUAACUUGCAUCGUACAUGUGCUCUUCUCUAUUGGAGUAACUCAAAAGAAUAGUUACUCCAAGGUUGAUGUUGCAAUAACUUUUGUACUGCUAGUUGGUGCUAUUAUAAUAGAUCUAUAUGCUGCAUUUGCUCUACUUUCCUCGAAUUGGACUACAGCUUUGUUGUAUUCACCUACCCAGGAGAACUCUUGCUGCCAAGCCAUUGCUUACUGCCAAAAGUACUUGAACAAAAGUCCAUUGUGGUCUAACUCAAUUUCUCAAUUCAGUCUGUUACGCUUCUGCUUUGGAGAAAAACAUGUCAGAUUUGGUCGUGUCCUGAAACACUUCCAUAGAUUUCAAAAGAAACUGGAGCAACAAGAGUCUACAACUUACACAGGAGUUACGGAUACUUUGAAGGGACAUAUUAUCCGUAAAGCGCAGCAGAAAUCUCAAACUCAACCAGACCUAUUGCAAGGAAAUGCGAACGAUGUACUACAGAGGAACAGUUGUAGUGAGGAACUCAAUCCAUACAAAGGGGGAGAUAUCAACGAGAGAGUCAUUGUCUGGCACAUUGCUACUGAACUUAGUUACUACUUGGAAGAUGAAGAAGAAGCAGCAGCAGCCGCUGCAGGAAACGUUCAAUCAGAGCAGCGUGAAAUCAGUCUUCAGAUUUCGCAAUAUAUGUUGUCUCUCUUGGCCAUAUAUCCCUCCAUGUCGUCAGCAAAAGUGGGUGCGGAUUUAUUUGAGAACACUUGUAGUUUUGCCAGUAACAUUUAUAAAGAAAUGUCUAAAGCCAGAUUCAACAACAUUUCACUACCGAUUAGAAAACCAGAUGAUUUCUAUCAAAAAAAAAAGAAAACCAGAUGA